AAAAAAAAACGGUGUCGCGUGCCGGCAACCGGGUCGAUCGAUCUAUCGUUUCUUCCCAAGUUCCCAACGCAUUUUCCUCGACCUCCCGAUCUGCUGUACCCGCCUCCGCCCUGACGCAGGUGGUGCUCCAAGAGCCGGCGGUCCUCCUGCCGUCGUUGCCGCCCGAGGAGGAAGCAAUCAAGCAACCCCGAAGGGCCCCGCGGCGGCGUGGUCAUCCCCUCCAUUCCGGCGACACCGCCAGACCCUACCUCUGCGGCGGCGGCGGACAAACCCACCAGUGGCGGUGCCUGGAGGCUGAAUCAGCUGCGCGCGCUGUGCCCGACUGGCGACUGUCCGUGCGGUCGGCGCUAGCGGCUUGGCGUGCCGCUGCCUGCUAGCGUGCGUCCCAGCGGUGCGGCCUUGCGGCGGCGCGUCGGAGCGGGAGGGCGGCACGCCGGUGCGUCGCCGUGCGCAGGCGGAUCCCCGCCGCACGUGCUCGUAGAAGCAGCCAAGAGCCAAACAGGAUAGAAGGAGGAGGCAUCUGCACACCUACGAGGCAACAAAGGGAUACCAGGAAGGGCAACCUCUUGGGCCCUGGCAGUUUAUCGAUGUAUUUCGUUAUUAGAGUAGGAAAGAAGUGGCAUUUGAGCAGUCUUCGAGGGCACGUAACCCCGUUCUUGAGCUGGGUCUCAGGCGCCCUAGAGUCCAGAACCUUCUAGAAGCAUCAGGAUAGCUAGAGCAUUGCUCCAACCCCAGUGUCAGCCAUGUCGGAGAAGCUGGCCCCUGAGAAGCGCCACACCUUCAUGCACAACGGGCAGAAGGUGUUCGAGUGGGACCAGACACUGGAGGAGGUGAACAUGUACAUUGAGCUCCCCAAGGGUGUGCCCACCAAGCUCUUCCGCUGCACCAUCCAGGCGGGACACGUGGAGGUUGGCAUCCGUGGCAACCCGUCAUACCUCAACCACGACAUGGCGCACCCCGUGAAGACAGACUCCUCGUUCUGGACAAUAGAGGAUAGUGAGAUGCAUAUCACACUGCAAAAAAGGGAGAAAGGGAAGACAUGGUCAUCUCCAAUACAAGGGCAAGGUCUUUUGGAUCCGUAUGCUGCAGAUCAAGAGCAAAAACGGCUUAUGCUGCAAAGGUUUCAAGAAGAGAACCCAGGGUUCGACUUUUCUCAGGCUCAGUUCAGUGGAACCUGCCCUGACCCAAGGACCUUCAUGGGUGGAAUACGCUCUGACUGAAACGUCCAGCCUGAACGGCAUAAUUCUUGCUACUUUCCUGCAGCUAUCUUCGGCAUCUUGUUAGAUGCAGCGGCUGUACCUAAUUCUUAUGUAAAUUGGUUGGUGUUUACCUUUGAAAUAAUGAUGUGUGACCCCAUUCCAUGACUCUGUGAGUUCAGCUGAUUGUAAAUAUUCCUGAACCGGGCAACCUGUGCUUGUUUAGCCCCGAGCUUAUAGCUAUAGGGUCAUCAUUCGGUGCUCGACUGCUCGUUGAUGAAUCAGUAUCUGGGAGAAUUGAUGACGUGGCAGUUGUUUGGUCA
Molecule: messenger RNA, 1519 nt
Organism: Panicum virgatum (switchgrass)
Lineage: Eukaryota; Viridiplantae; Streptophyta; Magnoliopsida; Poales; Poaceae
Product: nudC domain-containing protein 2-like
Exons: 7
Coding region: 744-1220 (158 amino acids)
Biological process (GO): protein folding
Cellular component (GO): cytoplasm
Source: RefSeq, a predicted model, not a curated record